This is a messenger RNA of Spodoptera exigua (beet armyworm), 1441 nucleotides long. Lineage: Eukaryota; Metazoa; Arthropoda; Insecta; Lepidoptera; Noctuidae. The record is from the annotation of a GenBank genome assembly.
GGAAAUUCAGUUGUGUUCUGAUAGAAAAUGGAAAAAUAGAAUAGAAAAAAAAUCGAGACAAUAUGAGCGUUGUGGAAAAGGUGGAAGACCCUCGAUGGAAAAUACGAGAGAAGUGUUCAGACUGCAUUAGAGGUCCAAAUUUGAUAAAAACCCUCGUCGUUAUAGUAUGUGUGGGCAUUGUUCUGCAACAGAUAAUAGCAAGUGUACAGAAGAUGAUAGACAUUCCUAUUACCACUUACACUCACUUCGAUUUCAACAAGACCCUGGACUACCCCAGCAUCACGGUCUGCAAGGACCCGCCCUACAAAUAUGACAAAAUUAAGGAAUACGGUCUGUACGGUCACCCUUCGAUUACAUCGGAAUGGAUAAAAUUUGAUUUUGAAAACAAUAAUCUGGACGAGGUGUGGGACAAUAUCACGUUUAAUGCGAACGACAUAUUUGUGCAGUACGGUCUUGAGGGAUACGCCCAUAAUGUGGAAUUAAUACCAGUAAUGGGUUUUAACAUGGGUCGCUGUUACACCAUGUCUCCAAAAAUUGUGAGCAAACACGUGUCCCAGGGGACAGGGUAUGCCAUGACGAUGCGGCACAUUGCUCGGGAAGUGGAAACCACCGUCAGUAUCAUCCCACCAGGAUACCAUGUCUACAUACACUAUACGAAGGAACCUUUUACCGAAGUAAGAGUGUACAACGGUGGGAUGGUGGAGUACUUGUAUUUGAACGUGGGAGAGACCCUGAGGGUGAAAGUGACGGUGGACGAGUACAAGAUGAUCAGCAGCAGCGAUGAUCCUUGCAUCAACAGGUUCAACUAUAGCGCUAAUGAGUGUACCACUAGAUACGUAUGGCACCUGGCAACUGAAGCAGUCGGAUGUUCAGGCCCAUGGAUAGAGAGUCCAUUGCCUCGUUGUAAUAACUAUACCACUAUGAGGGCCCUUAUCGUUAAAUACAGGAACAUCUUUGAGGCACACAACUGUACGACAUGUCCUCGUAUCUGUCGCUCGCUCCUAUACAACGGUUUCGUGACGGACAGACAGAAGUAUUAUUUUUGGGACAGCAAUACCAAGUUGUGGUCGACAGCCAAUGGUGCCGCAGCUUUGGAAACACAUUUAUACGUAAACUUCAACAGUAUGAUGGUCUCUGUGUACGAGGAGCGCUACAAUUACGACUGGAACCUCUUUGUGUCGGACCUUGGAGGUAGUAUUGGCUUUCUUCUAGGUCUUUCCGUGAUAGGUCUAAUGCAGAUCUUCGGUAAGACUUGGCGUUACUUCAUAAAGCCGUUCAUCAAGUGUGACAAGAAGUCCAGGUCUGUCAGCAUCACGUCUGCUACCACGGCUGAUGUGAAGACCAUCAGGCAAGAGUACAUAGACACGUGGAAUGACAACAAUACAGCAUUCAAUAAGUUUUAAUUUAUUUAAUUUUGUACUUUGUCGUCUUUGAUAUAGUG